GUUUGAUGGGGAGAAGUCGGAUAACAUUCAAUUCCUUCGUGAGUCCACAGCGGCUGUGUGGCAGCCCUCUCACUUCACAAUUCUCCUACGGACAACCAAGACCUUUGAAACUCCAAAGAAAGGCAUCUCAAGUUGAGAUUCUCAGUGCAACCAUGCAUAUGAACUGGUUACUGCUAUUGGUCAGUAUUGUUCUUAUUAGUGGUGAAGCUGCUGCUACUGAUGUACUCAGGAAAGAAGAGCAAAGCAAGCUACUGCAUGCCAACACGGUGGUGAAGACAACAAGGGUCUUGACGUCCGAUGAGGAAGCGAGGGAUAUUAACACUGGUUUCUCCACUGAUGACGAAGAGAAGACUAACGUGAAGGGAUUAUCGAAAUUGGCCGACUUGGAUAAGGCAACUUGGAAAUUACGCAAGAUGGACAUGAAGUUGUCAAAUAAAGUAUGGAUCCGCGGCGGUAAAGACCCUGAUGACAUGCUUAAGUAUUUCCGCCUUGGUCUUGCAGGAGCGAAGAUUGAUGAGAAUAAGAAAGUGAUCCAGUGGUUUCGAUUCGUGAAAGAUUACCGCAACGCGAAGGGGCAGCAUUGGUUUCCAGAUUAUACAAUUUACGAGGUGCUGGCAACAAAAACGCGGGCGUCGGAGUCUAAGCUAGCAGAGCUCUUUGCAGCCCUCACUCACAUCCCUGACGUUAAAAAUCUGGCGGGGAUCAUGCAGAACUAUCAAUUCAGGCUGUGGGUCAGCCGAAAGGAAACACCAACAACCGUUGCAGCCAAGUUUGGCAUUCCAUUCCGUGCACCCGUUGGAACCGAGAGAGACUCAAGAAUUGACAUUCUCGAUGCCUUUACCAAGGUGUUUAAUGCUGUAGAUAGCAAGUAGCUGGGAGAAAGUAUGAGAUAGCUGCAGGCACUUGCGUUACAAAGAGCAGUAACCACAUCAGAUUUGGUUAAUGCAGCAAAUUUCUAAAAAAAAUGGGCUUACUGAGUACUAGAACCUUGUGGCACCAAAUAGUAACCAUUCGAAGCAUUUAAUAUGCAGCUUCGUGAGAGAUGUUCUUUGCCAUGCCCAUUUGUUCUUUCGUAAGCUGG
Molecule: messenger RNA, 1081 nt
Organism: Phytophthora nicotianae INRA-310
Lineage: Eukaryota; Oomycota; Peronosporomycetes; Peronosporales; Peronosporaceae
Exons: 1
Coding region: 6-872 (288 amino acids)
Source: RefSeq, a predicted model, not a curated record